UUUCAGAGAACAGCUAAAAGAAAACAAAGUAGUUUGAAAAAUAAUCUUGAUACAAACGCAAGCACUACUGUCUGAAUAACCUGUGAAAUUUAUGCGUUUAGAGUCUUUUAGCAUAGUUUACUUGGUACAUAUUCGGUGAACGGCGAUAAAGUGUUCAUUUUACUUUUUUUAGGAGGAAGCAGGUUGAGCCGAACUGGAGAGGGCACAGGGGCAGUACGGACAUGGCAGCCAAUAAGACUAAGGGUCAGAGCUCUCUGGCUCUGCACAAGGUCAUCAUGGUGGGCAGCGGAGGGGUGGGAAAAUCAGCCCUCACGCUGCAGUUCAUGUAUGACGAGUUUGUAGAGGACUACGAGCCCACAAAAGCAGACAGUUACAGAAAGAAGGUGGUUUUGGAUGGAGAUGAGGUCCAAAUCGACAUCCUGGACACAGCAGGACAGGAGGACUAUGCUGCUAUCAGGGAUAACUACUUUCGCAGUGGAGAAGGCUUUCUACUGGUGUUCUCCAUCACAGAGCAAGAGUCUUUCAGUGCCACUUCAGAGUUCAGAGAGCAGAUUCUGCGUGUGAAGUCAGAGGAGGAUAAGAUUCCCCUCUUGCUGGUUGGGAACAAGUCUGAUUUGGAGGACAGGAGGCAGGUGCCUGUGGCUGGAGCUCGGGAAAAGGCUGAGGAGUGGGGAGUUCAGUACGUGGAAACCUCGGCCAAAACACGUGCCAACGUCGAUAAGGUCUUCUUUGACUUAAUGAGGGAGGUGCGAGCUAAAAAGAUGGCCGAGAACAAAGACAAAAAUGGGAAAAGUGGCAAGAAGAAGAAAAGCCUGAAGGAGCGCUGCACGCUGCUUUGAGCCACUAGAUGGAGCCUUUCUGAUGGACACAGAAAACCUGAAAGCUGUGCUUCCACUGCUGUGGUUAGCUUCGCCAAACUCAGUCAUAAAUGAAAACUGUGAACCGGCUGUGGAUGGAUGCCUUCUUUGCUGUAUUCAGCAUGGAGUUCGUGUCUGUUAAGCAGUUUAAGAAUUUCUCAAGUGCUUUUGAUACUUUAACCUUGUUUUUUUUCUGCCACCAAAUGGGUGCCAUUGUAGAAAACUAGCAGGGCAUCUGUUAUCUGGGCAUUUGACCCAGAGGGGUUAUAUCCUAAUGACUUGCAUUCCACUAUCAGGUAUAGAAAUGGAUGACAGCUUCCAGUGCUAGCAUGUACACAUAUACACAUGAGAAAAUACUCCUUAUGCUGUGAUGACUGUCCUUCAGUACUUUGUAGUUUGUCAGCAGUGCAUUAAUAUGUACCACCACUGCGUUUUUUAUUUCAUAUUUUGUAUGAGCUCUGUUUUUGGGUUCCAUACCACCAUUAAGAUACAUCUUCUAUUUUAUACAAAUGAGCCAUGCAUAGUUUAGUAAUAUUACGUUAAAGGUGUUUUGAUUAGACGCGAUCUUGAUGAGUGCCACAGAACCUUUAGAGAAACAAUCAGAGGCUUUAGACUAUGUCCAAAAGUUUGCAGACACCUGUCUUCUGAGGUCAAAGGUAUUAAUAGGGAGAUUCCCCUGUUUGCUGCAGUGUCGGCCUCUUCUGGGAUGGCUUUACAGUCGAUGUUGGAACAUUUACUGUGAGGAUUUGAUUGCAUUCAGCCACAAGAGCAUUCGUGAGGUCAUGUAUUGAUGUUUGAUCAUUAGUUCUGGAUCACAAAUGUCACUCCAACUAACUCCAGAGAUACUGGAUGUAGCUGAUGCAGUACCAUUGCUCCACAGCCCAAUGCUGGGGUGGGGCUUUAUACUUUCAUACCAGGCUCUAGCUGACUGCUUGGCUUGGCAUUGGGCUUUGUUGAGCUGGCAGUGGUUUAUACAAGGUAAUAGUAGGUAUUUGAGCUUAAUAGAACACCUGUAUCAGCAAAGGGCUCACAUUAGAUUAGCUGAAUAUGCUAAAUAGACAGGCCGUCUGGAUGCUUUUGGACAUACGAUUUCUCAGUCUCAUAGCACAAACAUCAAGGUGUUGUAGUAGAAAGAGCAGCACUGAGCACACUCUUAACACUAGGAUUCUAUUUAGAGUGAUUGCCAGGGGAGGGAGGGGCUUCUCAGUUGUCUUGAUGACAAAAGCCAAAUACCAAGGAUGUCCAGGAGAUGAAGAAUUUAUAGACAAUUCAAUUAGUUGACAAUGUUGAAUGAUGUUAUCCGGCCAAUUGAGAGCCUCUACUUUGGUGUAAUACUGCCCAAUCCUGUAGUAGUAUUUUCACAGAUGUCACUAUGCAAGUCCACCAAAUGUACUGCUUUGAGUAUAAACCACAAGUCAUAAAAUUGUGGUAACCAUAUUUUUGUAAUGAAACCACUUUUUGUAUGAAUACCUGUUGAUAACAGACCAAAUAAAAUGUAUCUCUACUUAAAGUCAA
Messenger RNA from Pygocentrus nattereri (red-bellied piranha), 2372 nucleotides. RefSeq names its product v-ral simian leukemia viral oncogene homolog Bb (ras related) (gene ralbb). Gene Ontology annotation, cellular component: plasma membrane. NCBI's taxonomy places the organism in Eukaryota, Metazoa, Chordata, Actinopteri, Characiformes, Serrasalmidae. The transcript is spliced from 5 exons. Gene Ontology annotation, molecular function: GDP binding; GTPase activity; GTP binding. The record is from RefSeq and is a predicted model, not a curated record. The coding region runs from base 222 to 839 and encodes 205 amino acids. Gene Ontology annotation, biological process: Ras protein signal transduction.